GAGGCAGCCUCUUCCUGGUGGAUAAACAGUGACAGCUACAGGGCAGCCACCUAGACCAAGCGCACAAGCUCUGGCGCUGCCCUGGCAAACAACACCCAAAAUGGCUGCAGACAGUACACACAUCGCGCAGUUGACUUCUGAACUGUACUUCCUAAUAGCCCGGUUUCUAGAGAAUGGACCGUGCCAGAAAGCCGCCGAGACCCUGAUAAGGGAGGUGGAGGAGAAGGAGCUGCUACCCAGAAGGCUGGACUGGACGGGGCAGGAGCACCCGGGGACGUACAGAAAUUUGGUGAAGCUCUACAGACACCUGGCCCCGGACCACCUGCUGCAGGUCUGCUCCAGAGUUUGCCCGCUGCUGGAGAGGGAGGUCCCCGCCAGCGUGCCGGGACUCACCAGCCUGCUGGGGGCCGGCAGGCAGAAUCUCCUGCGCACCAGCAAGAGCUGCAAACAUGUCGUGUGGAAGGGUUCGGCAUUGGCAGCGCUACACUGUGGAAGACCCCCAGAGCCUCCUAUUAUUUAUGGGAGUCCACCCAAUAUCGUGGAGACGAGCUACAGCCGUCGACUGAACGGCUCCUACCGCCUCCGUCAGCUGGUGCCCACGGCGCUGUACCAACACAUGAAGAUGCACAAGAGGAUCCUGGGGCACCUGUCGUCGGUGUACUGCGUGACGUUCGACCGGACGGGCCGCCGCAUCUUCACGGGCUCAGACGACUGCCUCGUGAAGAUCUGGGGAACCGACGACGGCCGUCUGCUGGCGACCCUCCGCGGACACGCUGCGGAGAUUUCUGACAUGACCGUGAGCUACGAGAACACCAUGAUUGCUGCCGGGUCCUGCGACAAGACCAUCAGGGUGUGGUGCUUGCAAACCUGCGCUCCUUUGGCUGUCCUGGAGGGGCACGCAGCCUCCAUCACCUCUCUGCAGUUUUCGCCUCUCUGCAGCGGCUCUAAGCGCUACCUGUCGUCUACCGGAGCCGACGGCACCAUCUGCUUCUGGCAGUGGGACGCUCGCACGCUCAAAUUUGGCCAGAGACCCAGUAAAUUCACGGAGCGGUCCAGACCUGGCGUCCAGAUGAUCUGCUCCUCCUUCAGCGCAGGCGGGAUGUUCCUUGCCACAGGAAGCACUGAUCACAUCAUUAGGGUGUACUACUUUGGCUCGGGUCAACCGGAGAAGAUCUCGGAGCUGGAGUCCCACACAGAUAAAGUUGACAGCAUCCAGUUUUCCCACUGCAGCGACAGGUUUGUGAGUGGCAGUAGAGAUGGUACAGCUCGAAUCUGGCAGCUGCAGCCUCAGGGCUGGAAGAGCAUUCUGCUGGAUAUGCAGACCAAACUGCCUGGGAAGUACAACCCGCCUCCGCUGGAAGACAAGGUCACUAAGCUGAAGGUUACCAUGGUUGCAUGGGAUCGCCAUGACGGCACUGUGAUCACAGCGGCCAAUAAUUUGACGCUAAAGGUGUGGAACUCCAUCACUGGCAACUUGGUCCAUGUCCUGAUGGGUCACGAGGAUGAAGUGUUUGUCCUCGAGCCUCACCCGUUUGAUCCAAGAAUCCUUUUCUCGGCCGGACACGAUGGGAACUGCAUUGUUUGGGACCUGGCGAGAGGAGUCAAGAUCCGCUCUUACUUCAACAUGAUUGAAGGCCAGGGACACGGAGCGUUGUUUGACUGCAAAUGCAGUCCUGACGGGCAGCACUUUGCAGCCACCGAUUCUCACGGUCACCUGCUCAUCUUUGGCUUCGGCUCCAGCAGCAAAUACGACAAGAUUGCGGACCAGAUGUUUUUCCACACGGACUACCGGCCUCUCAUCCGAGACGCCAACAACUACGUUCUUGAUGAGCAGACUCAGCAGGCGCCUCACCUGAUGCCCCCUCCCUUCUUGGUGGACGUGGACGGGAACCCCCACCCCCCUCGAUACCAGCGGCUGGUGCCCGGCAGGGAGGGCUGCCGGGAUGAGCAGCUAAUACCUCAGAUGGGGGUCACUUCCUCCGGCCUGAACCAGGUGGUGAGCGAGCAAGCGGUGGACGGUUCCAGUCCUCUUGAUACCAUGAUUCAGAGGCUGCAGCAGGAACAGGACCAAAGGAGGGGAACGAACGAUGCGUCUGCUUCUGCAGCCUCUGGAGCAAACACCAGGGCCAGCAGAGGGUCUGUUGGUUCUCCUACAGAGGUACACUCCCCUCCCAAUGUUGGCCUCCGGCGCAGUGGCCAGAUCGAGGGCGUCCGCCAGAUGCACAGUAACGCCCCCCGCAGCCAGAUGGCCACGGAGGGAGACCUGGUUGCCUGGAGCCGCAGGGUGCUGGUCCCCGAGCUGGAGGACGCCUCUGUCCGGAAACAAGUGACCUGGCGUGAGGCUAAAGGAGACGAGGAGAUCAAUAUCUAUCAUUCAGAAAGGAGGAGACGAACAAUCCACUCGCUCCCCAAGGAGAGCCGGGUUCAGCCGACAUCGGAGUGUGCGGUAGACGAGGGAAGGAAGAGUCAGGGCAACCACGGCUAUCACACCCGUGCCGCCAUGGAGGAGUCGAGCCGUCAGAGCGCCGAGGCUGCCGAUGACGAUGACAGCACCUCGGAGGGAGAAGUGGAGGUUCGGCAAAUUAACGGGUACUCCUCGGAGGAGGAAAAGAACGAAGAGCAAAAGGAACCCUGGCCAGAUGAGCAUAGUAGCUCCAGCGACUACUCCAGCGACUACUCUGACUGGACGGCAGAUGCCGGCAUCAACCUGGAGCCGCCCAAGAAGAGCGUGAAGGUGAAGAAGAAAAACAGCGGCUCCGAGGAGGACGGGGACAAGAAGAAGGAGGGAAAGAAGGAGAAGAAGAAAGAGAAAGCAGACAAAGAUGGUGCAAUACCAAAGAAGAAGAAACCAAAGGAGAAAAGGAAGAGGACUGAAUUUCAGGAGCAAGGGUUAACGUUGGAGGAAUGGCUUCCCUCCGCCUGGAUCACAGACACAGUCCCCCGGAGAUGUCCUUACAUACCUCAGAUGGGAGACGAGGUGUACUACUUCCGGCAGGGCCAUGAAGCUUACGUGGAGAUGGCCAAACAAAAAAAGAUUUUCAGCAUCAACCCUAAGAAGCAGCCCUGGCACAAGAUGGAGCUACGGGAGCAGGAAUUGAUGAAGAUAGUCGGCAUCAAGUACGAGGUGGGUUUGCCCACACUCUGCUGCCUCAAGCUCGCCUUUCUGGACCCCGACACAGGAAAGCUGACGGGAGGCUCCUUCUCCAUGAAGUACCAUGACAUGCCUGAUGUAAUUGACUUCCUGGUGUUGCGGCAGCAGUUUGACAACGCUCGAAGACGGCAGUGGACUAUAGGAGACAGGUUUCGGUCGGUGAUAGACGACGCCUGGUGGUUUGGGACCAUUGAGAGUCAGGAGCCCUACCAGCCCCAGUAUCCUGACAGCUUGUUCCAGUGCUACAACGUCUGCAGCUGGGAUAAUGGAGACACAGAGAAGAUGAGCCCGUGGGACAUGGAGCCCAUCCCUGACGAAGCCAUGUUUCCUGAUGAGUUGGGCACGAGCGUCCCGCUGACAGAAGACGAGCAGAAAGAUUUGCUGUACGUCCCUCAGGAUGGUGAAUGGGGCUGCCGUACGCGCGCAGAGGAGUGCGAACGCAUCAUCAAAGCCAUUGACCAGCUCUGUACACUCGACGUGGCGGCACCAUUUGCCUUCCCGGUAGAUUUACAGGCGUACCCGACAUACUGCACAGUCGUGGCCUACGUCACUGAUCUCAGCACCAUACGUGAAAGGCUGGUGAAUCGCUUCUACAGGCGUCUUUCCUCUUUAAUGUGGGAGGUGCGUUACAUAGAGCACAACGCACAGACGUUCAACGAGCCCGGAUCGUUCAUCGUCACGACCGCCAAGUUUGUCUCUGACCUCAUGCUGGCGUUCAUUAAGGACCAAAGUCUCACAGAUCUCAAGCCUCUAUAUAAAACCAUGAAGAAGGCCACCUUCUCUGACUCGGAAGACGAGGAUGAUGAGGAGGAGGAUGAUGAAGACGUCAAUACUCCAGGAACAUCAACCCGAAACCAUAAGGGACGUCAGCCCAUGCAGCGGCAGCUACGGACCCGCCCUCGUUCUUACGAUCCUCAUGCCUGGAAAGGACGCUGUAAGGAGCUACUGGACCUUAUCUUCCAGUGUGAAGACUCGGAGCCCUUUAGAGAACCUGUGGACCUGCUAGAGUAUCCGGACUACCUGCAAAUAGUUGACUCUCCAAUGGACUUUGGCACCGUUCGGAAAAAGCUGACAGAGGGAAAUUACUCGUCUCCCAUUGAGCUCUCCAAGGAUGUCCGGCUUAUUUUCAGCAACUCCAAAGCUUACACCCCCAGUAAAAAGUCGCGGAUAUACAGCAUGAGUCUGAGGCUUUCCGCGCUGUUUGAGGAGCAUAUCAGCGCCAUCCUAUCUGAUUACAAAGCGAUCCACGGCAUGACGGAUAAACUGACCAGACGAGGGACGGACAGGCAGACACGGCACACUGCAGACAGACCAACGCGGCACACGGCCAAGAGGAGGAGGAGCGAGUCGCCCACAAGCAGCAAUGCAUCCAGCCCGGAGAGGAAAAGACGCGUGUCGUCCAGGGUGACCGCCAAGAGGGAGCCGUCCCCAGCUCCUUCACGGCCGCCGUCCCUCAGACAGCACGUCCCUGUGAAACAGACGCCUCAGCUGGUCAACGGGAAAGUGGACAGCCCUGCUGCAGGACGCACGCGUAGCUCUGCACGCCACAUUGCACACCCCUCAUCUCCUUCAUCCAAUAAUAUCACUAACAGCACAGCAGGCACAGGAGAAUCGUCUCGCUCACUGCGGGCCCAUAACUCGGUGCGAGCUUCAACGCCACCUGCUCCUGAAAAGGCCACCCCCCCUCCACCAGCAGAGAGUAGCGGCGGAAGCACUCGUCGGAAACUCAGGACGCCUGUGCGGCUCACGCCCGGUUCUCCUUCCAACCCCUCGACUCAAAACACGGCCCAUCUGAACGGCCACGGCAGUCACGUGACCCUCGGCGUCGGAAGGAGGGGCCGCAGGUCCAGACUGGACUCGCCGGUGAGUCCUCCCGAGGUCCCGGCGCCGGCCAGCCCCUCACGACCCAGAGGUCGCCCGCCUGGCAAGAAGAAGGGCAAAAAGAGCAAGCAGGAACGGGAGGAGACGAGACGGAGCGGCAGUCGUAGGAGCUCCACUCCUGAAGACGAGCUGGACCACUCCACGGGGGACGAGGGCGGUACAUCUUCCGCCCCGGAGACCUCGGCGCCGUCAGACUCCGGCGCGGCAUCGACGCCCAGACGACGAGGCCGACCCCGGAUAGUAAAACCUCCGGAAUCCGUUCCUCCCGCUGAAUCUCCCGAGCCCUCUCCGCUGAGAAGGAGCAGCAGGAGAACCAACGAAGAGGCCACGCCUCCCGUUCAGACUGCCUCUCAGCGAUGCGGUCAGAGAGAGUCUCCGAAGGAGGAGGAGGUGGAGGGGGCCAUGCGCACGCGCAACCAGGGCAGGCGCUCGGCCUGGUACAUGGAGGAGGACUCCGAGGAGGAGCAGAGGCAGUUGCUGUUCGAGGACUCAUCAAUCACCUUCGGGACGUCCUCAAAGGGCCGCGUGCGCAAACUGACAGAAAAGGCCAAAGCCAAUCUCAUAGGCUGGUAGAGAACAUGUGCGCAAGCUCGAGUGCUCAGAGGGCCGAGGGAUCCUGGCGGGGGCUUCAGACCGGAGGCGUUGGACGGAGCGGAGUCUCCCAGCAGCAGUAGGCGGAGACUGCGGAGAGAAAACUCUGCCGUUCCCUGUUCCCCUUCCCGUCAGUGACCCCACCUUCCUCUCUGGCCACUAAGCACUUCAGAACUGCAUGUUCAUAUGCUCCCACACCUCCUAUUCUAUUGAUCCAUGUUGGAUCCCACAGGAGCACACAGAAUCUGUCUCUGUGAAGGCGGCGUUUCUCACUUUGUCCGGCGAAUCUCUCCUCUGCCUGACCUUAAACACGGUUUGGAGUCAGAUUGGGCCAAAAAGUCAUUGGUCAGACUCACACAGACAGCUGGCCUAUUCUCCCCCUAACUUCAUCCUUUCUGUUUUUUUUCUACAACCUCUUCAUUUCUCUUUCUAAAACUUGAUGUGAUCAUCCCUCUGAUUUGGAAGUCUUACACAUAGGCUGAGCUGAGCGUGUCUGUCUGUGCUAAAAUACCAAAUGGCAUACCUUUGUUGGUACUGAACGUCGGUACAUUUAGUGUACUGUUAAUGUGUUGUUUUUUUGUUGUUGUUUUUUUGUUCUGUUCUGCAUGAUAAUUAGAAAGAGGAAGCAUCUUUUCUUCCUGAAAGCUGUUUUUCUACUGUGAGGCGGAUAAAAACGAUGUAUGAGUGAAAGGAGUCAUUCGUGCGUCUUUAUAUCAUGCCUGAAUGCGUCCUCUGCAUUAGCAAUACCUUGUGCCUUUACGUGUAAGGUGUGUGUGAGUGUGUGUGUGUGUGUGUGUGUGUGUGUGUGUGUGUGCGCGAAGCUUCCACAUGUGCAUGUUUGUCUUCAAACUGGAGUUCUGGAUGUAGCAGGUACCGUUCCGGACAUACGUUUGCACCCAAUCAUCACUGGGAUGAAUGUUAUCUUAAUUUGGGGCUUUUAUGAAGCAUUUGAACUGAGAAAUGAUGACAAGUUCAAGAAUUUGGUGCACAAUUUCACUUGUUUUUUUUUUUUUUUUUUUGUGGGGGUCUCUCUAGUCUACACAGCUUCAAAGUUAUACAUACUAGCUCAAAUAUUUACAUAUACCCCGACAAGGGUUGAUAUUAUUCUAAAAUGUUCAACCUUAUACCGAUACAAAGAAAAAUACUCGAUACGAUUUUCGUAUCACACAGAAGCAAUAGUUUUUGUUUUUUUUAAGACGCAGGGUUAAGAGCAAGAAGUGAUUAAUUUUACAAUAUGACUAACUUAACUAAAACUUUCUUAAUUCGGACAAAACCAACAAGGCAAAUUUACUUGUAUAGCACGUUUCAGUGAGAAGACAUUGCAGGGAAAAGCAUUGCAGUCAUAUGCAAGUUCUGCCUUUCUGGUCAUUUUGCAUUGUAUUUGCUGCAGUGAUCAGCAGCAGGGUUCCUACUUGUUUCUGCUCUUAUGGGCAGCUCCAGUCUGGCUCCACCACAACGUGUGUUAUUAGCCUCAAACAGCUUUGGUGGAGUAAUGGAGGAGGACUAACCGGUUUAUUUGGUUGCUUCACUAUCAGCUGAUGGAACCUUUUAUUGUGUUAAAGCAGGUGGCUUCAGUAAUAUUUGGACCGAUGUGCCUUAGAUUGCUAAUAUUCGACUGCGGCGCUUUUGCAGCUAACGCCAACAUUGUGACGUAAUUCUGGCUGGAUGUUUGACCAGACCUUUUAGUAGAGUUGGAUUUGAAUUGAUUUUGAAUUUCCUGCUACAGAAACGUCUUCUGUACGUUGUCCGUAAAACUCGGAAAGGGCUCCAACGUUUUUAAAGUUGGAGGACGUCCUUGUCACCACCCCAGUCUUUAGCUCACUUCCACAAAUUCAUGUCUGGUCGGGUAACUCAAAAAACGCUCCAAUCAAAAGAAACAUGGUGGCAAAACUACAAGAUUAGAUUCAUCCUAAAUCUACCAGGGGUAUGAAAAUUUUGAACUGUACAGUUGGACCUAGGACUUGCUCCAGCAGAACCAUGGACCCACAAAGAAACCAAAAGUGCUUUUGGAAUGGCUAAAAGCAGGCUUGAGAGAAGUUCCCCAUCAAAAUGUUACGAACUACGCAUAAGAGCGACAGUAAAAGGAAACCUGUGCACCCAACGUUUGUUUUUAGCCACUGAAAUCGUAUGUUUGCUGUUUUAUCAGCCCACCCUGAAAAAAAAAAUGGUUUAAAUGCAUCAUUGAACACAGAGUCAUUCAUGCCCAUCGUGAGUGGAUGCAAACGUCUGUCUGGCAACAUAUGUGCAACAGAAGGUGUGUGUGUGUGUGUGUGUGUGUGUGUGUGUGUGUGUGUGUGUGUGUGUGUGUGUUUAUAUGACCGAAGCGAGCGCGGGCUUUACUUGGAGCGUACAAACAGUGGCAGACAGUUUGAUCAUUGGGGAAAGCUGUCAAAGAACCGGGUUUAGAGCAUCUGAGAAGAAGGAAGCCGUUGACGUAAACCCAUCACAGAUCACGUCGAGGCGUUCUCUAAAUAAACCGUCUGUUCAUCCCGGAGGUCCAGGGGGGAGGUGAUUGGUUUGAGAUGCGCUCCCCAGCGGCCGCUGAUCUGCGCGGUCUUGGGUGGGGACUGUUUGUAUUCCUGAGGUAAACCUUUUGAAAAUGUUGAGAUGCUUCUAUGGGGACUGUAUCACAUUUCACAUGCAAACCUGUCUCGCAUGUUCUAGCACUUUGUUAUUAUUUGGAAGGGGGGGGGGGUGGUAUGAAAGUAUGAUUGAACUUUUUGUGAUGGAAGAACGACUUCACCUUUCUGAUCGUGUGCCUUUGCUACUCUGGCAUAUUGAGUCCUCCGUUUUUCCUUCCGGGGCCUUCUUUCGUUUGACGCCGGGACGUCCCGGUUCCGCUGACCGUCCGGCUCAGAGAACUGGACUUUGGGUUUAUCGAGAAAACAACGCUCUGACAUUGGACUCUCUCUUUACCAUACAGGCAAUGGGUACUGGGGUUUCUACAGAUGCAUCACCCCCUCCCCCCCCCCAGCACAGAGCAAGCGAAUGCCAAAAACCUGCAAAGCUUCAUCACGUGUCGUGGGAGCGACCGGAUGCUAGCACCUACACGCACCCGGUCCAUCUCACAGCUCACAUAAUACUGGACAUAUAUCCUGUUGCUCAUUGUUUGCUCAGUAUAGGUUUGUCAAUGCCAAAUUCUGUCUGUGGGCACUGAAGUUUUAGUACAUGGCUUUUGAAUGUGUUUCCUAACUAACCUUUAUCGUCUCCGCCGUGGAUGUUCAUUUAUAUCGGAUGUGUUUCCUGUCUCCCGUGUCCCUGCCAUACAAGACGACGUAGCGACGCGUCGCUCCACGGAGAUGCAGCAGAACGAUGCUUUAUGCGCCGCCACACAUAUGUUUGAGGAUAUAAUUCCGAUUUUUCUUUUUUUAUUAAUGGUCCAUAUCCAUAUAAACGUUUGUUUUAGAUCUGAAACGGCCAAAAAAAAAAAAAUUAUAGUGACUGUUUUUCUUGACAUAAGAGAUACAAAACAAAACAAAAAAAGUUUUAUGAUUGAGGUUUAAGUCUUUACCCAUAAAAACAAAUAUUUAUUUUGACUGCAGGAUUUUGUUGGCUUUAAGUUCAUGGCUUUUGUUUCUAACAUUAGUUUCCAAGCACUUUCUGUGCACAUGAACCUUUUUUAGAUCAUUUUUUUUAAUCCAAACGCGCGUUAGUACAGUAGACAGGCGAUUAUAGGAUUCUGUUGGUACCACUGCUAAAGAUGUUUAAAACAAAUGUAUAAAUUAGUACUUAUUUUUUUUAUAGCAGUAGCAUAAUCUCACACUGGAUAAUUUGUCACAAAUCAGCAAGUAUAUUUAUCCACUGUAUGGGGGGGCAGGGGGAGCAGACGCAGAGAGCGAUCUCCCUAGCUGGUCCAGAGUCCAGGUCUUCUCCUCAGCUCGCCUCUCUGGUUUUCUAUGGGAUCUGGGUCUGGGGCACUGAGAUGUUCUGAGAAGGUCGACUGUGUAUGCUGGGUGAACCGUUUCUGUGUUGAACGGGCCAAACGUUUAGAAACAUUCGCCUGAUAUAAGACCCAGGCAUGGCUUCUUUUCAGUUUACUGGCACGAGCCACCAGAUUUGUUUUUAUUCCAGAUGUCCUGGUACUUCCAUGAACUCGAACAAGGUCCCCAGGGCAUAUGCACACGAAUAAGGCCCGCAGCAUCAUAGCUCCUCCACCAUACCUACAAAUAAGAUACCGUUGUUGUUUUUAUUCCAAUUAUUUCUAGUGGGAUUGCUUCCCUACUAAAUGCAUGUAUGCAAAUUAAAGAAUGUAUUUUUUGUUAAAGUUGUUCUGUGUGAGAUUAUACUGCUGCAAUAAAAGCUGAACUUGAAGGUUUUGAUCCAUCUUUACCAGGGAUGCCCACAGAUUUACCCGCGUCUCUGUACGCGCCGAAUAACUGAUGUACCGACCCGAGGUUCUGCACCUGGAGGUACCGGGGGGGGGGUCAGCCAGCCAGCACCGUCUAAGCUCCUAAAGCGUCCCAGCAGUGCCCACGUCUCGACACGCUGAACGUCACGAUGUUAUUGCAUUUCAGACGUUUGGUGUAAAUCCCUGGUUCAGCGGUACAGCUGCACCGAUGCAUCCGUGAUUUCAUCAGAACAUGCAGGCAUUCAGUUAGAAGCCUCUGUAAACGUGUGCCCGAGUUGUGCUGCUUGUGGCGCCUGCCUGAAGCGCCUGUGUGUGUGUGUGUGUGUGUGUGCGUGUGUGUGUGUGACAGAGAGAGAGAGAAGUGGCUGCAUGGGAGCCACCAGAAAGCAUUAAGAGACGUUCUAAACUUUAGGUUUUACGGCGCUGUAGGAGAUAACGGAGUGAGAAGAAGGGGGAGGGGGUCUCUUUUAUGUGAAUUUAUUGAUGAAGUUGUCUUUGUUAGUUUGGAUACUUUUUUUAUAUAUAAAAGGAAGUGAUGCAAAAAAAAAAAAAAGAGAAGCAUAAAGCUAGAAUGUAUGUGUAGGGGAGUACUACUGUCCUGUUAGUUCAUACCGAUAUUUUAAGUAAAUAAACAGUUGUGUUUCCAUA
Molecule: messenger RNA, 10619 nt
Organism: Fundulus heteroclitus (mummichog)
Lineage: Eukaryota; Metazoa; Chordata; Actinopteri; Cyprinodontiformes; Fundulidae
Gene: phip
Product: pleckstrin homology domain interacting protein
Exons: 40
Coding region: 101-5605 (1834 amino acids)
Biological process (GO): regulation of cell shape; regulation of transcription by RNA polymerase II; cytoskeleton organization
Cellular component (GO): nucleus
Molecular function (GO): protein binding
Source: RefSeq, a predicted model, not a curated record